UCAUUUUUAGAUACAACGUGUUAAUCUGACAGACAUAAAAACACAAAUUUUAGUAAAUAUUUGGAAAAAAAAUAUAUGAAAGUUUUUAAUAGUUUAGUUUAAAUAUAAAUUAAAGGAUGGCGGAAAUUCUCAAAGAAAUACAAGAACGUGAUUUAUCAGAGUACGAAGCCAUUAAAACUAAUGGCAUAUGCUCCGAUGAGGAGCUCCAUAAAUUGCUAAAGGACCGUGAACGUUUCGAGACUAAAGUGAUUCAAAGCAAAAAGACACCCAUCAAUUACAUCGAAUAUAUACAAUUUGAAAAGAAUACACAUAAAUGGAUAACGGAGAAGGAGAAACAGAAUCGUUGCAACUUGACCAGUGUCAAAAAGUCUAUAAUUCAACGCAUUAUAAGAUUAUAUCGCAAUGGCACACAACAAUUCCCAGACGAUGAACGGCUAUGGAAAAGUUUCAUUCAAUUUAGUCAGAAAUCUAAUCCGGGACAAGUGGCUGGUAUAUAUGAAAAAAUGUUGUCGUACCAUGGCGACAAAGACGCAAUAUGGUGCGAUUAUGCCUUGUGGGCUUAUGAAUCAACACAAUUACUGAAGAAUGUCAAGGAAAUAUUCUUUCGCGCCCUUAAGAGACAUCCCACUUCAGAAGUGAUUAAUCUAACGUUUUUCGAUAUAUUGAUUAAAGAAACUGAUAGAAUUUCUAAUGUCGAUAAGCUCAAUGUAGCAGAACGUCAACUGGCUUUGGAUAGAGCAGUGUUGUUGUAUCGUAACAACAGAGCAAAAAUAACCAACGUUUCCUACUACCUCAAGCUAUUGGAGAGAUGCGAAGAUCCCAAGUUUGUAAACUGUACUGUUCUGUUACAAAAGGAGAUAAUUGAUGAUAUUUUAAAAUAUUUCUCUGCUCAAGCCAUAGUGUGGGAUUAUUUGGCUCAACGCGAGUUAAAAGGUUAUAAUAUGAUUGAUUUACAAGAGAUCACCUCCAAAAAAGUAGCCGAAAUACAGGAUAUGCAAACAAAUUUAGAAGAUGAGAAAGACCCCACAAUCAAGGGUGAAGUAUGGAAGGUGAGAAGCCUAAAAACACGCAUUGAAUUGUGUUUCCGAGUUUACGAAAAGGCUGUAGAUGCAGUACCAACUGAAGAAAUGUGGUCCUAUUUUAUUAAUGCCAUGUUAGACCUAAAUCAAGAUGUUCGUAUGGAUGGUGAACUAAAACGUCACUGUUUGGCGAAAUCCUUCAAUAUGGGCCACAAGUCGAGACUUAUGGGUGUGGAACACUAUCAAGCCUGUGUUGAAAUGCUUUUGAAAUCACCUAAUGGCAUAAAACAUGUUGAACAAUUGCUUAGUGAGGCUACCGAAACACACAAGAAUGAAAAAUUAUAUGAAUUGUGGAUGCGCGCAUAUGCCGAAACUCAAGAUGAGGCAAAAUUCUAUGAAAUCUUUUGCAAAGCUAACAAGGAUUUGGGUACUGCCAAAUGCGUUUCAGUUUGGUUACUAGCCUUGAAAUUCUACAAAGCAUACCAUGAAGAAAAUCCCAAAAAAUUAAGUGAAAUCCUUAAAGAAGCUGCCAAACAAAUACAUCCAGAAUUUGGCCAGUUCAGAGCUUAUUAUUUAGAAUACACAAUGACUUAUGAGUCAUUAAAGAAAGCUCGUGAUCUAUACGAUGAAUUGUGUCAAUUUCCACCUCCUUGCUUGGAGUUGCACAAGAAAAUGGCCGAAAUUGAAUUUCAAGCUGGUACACACUCCAAAGGUGAUGUUAGCAGAAUUCGUAAGUGUUGUGAAAAUGCUGUUCAUUAUUUUGGUGCGUCUAAUGUAGAAGUGUGGAUUGAUCUAUUAAAGUUUGAGCGCGAUGUGGGAAAUUUAAAGCUGAUGUCUAUUAUUUACGAAAGAGCCAAAAAUACAUUAAAUCCGGAAUUGGUGGAUACAUUUGUUACCGAAUAUGCAUUGCUAAAGGUUAUGAUGUAAAUUUGAAAUAUACAUACAUACAUAUAGUUAAUAUUUAGUCAUAAAGUAGUAUACAUAUGUAAGGUCCAUGAAAAAUACAUUACAUUUUUAUGUUUUUAAUAAAAUUGUAAAAAA
Messenger RNA from Lucilia sericata (common green bottle fly), 2060 nucleotides. Its product is annotated as U3 small nucleolar RNA-associated protein 6 homolog. Gene Ontology annotation, cellular component: Pwp2p-containing subcomplex of 90S preribosome; small-subunit processome. Gene Ontology annotation, biological process: maturation of SSU-rRNA from tricistronic rRNA transcript (SSU-rRNA, 5.8S rRNA, LSU-rRNA). The transcript is spliced from 3 exons. Lineage: Eukaryota; Metazoa; Arthropoda; Insecta; Diptera; Calliphoridae. Gene Ontology annotation, molecular function: protein binding; snoRNA binding. The record is from RefSeq and is a predicted model, not a curated record. Bases 117 to 1946 code for a protein of 609 amino acids.